This is a messenger RNA of Galeopterus variegatus (Sunda flying lemur), 1984 nucleotides long. RefSeq names its product glucosaminyl (N-acetyl) transferase 3, mucin type (gene GCNT3). Bases 229 to 1542 code for a protein of 437 amino acids. The transcript has 2 exons. Gene Ontology annotation, cellular component: membrane. NCBI's taxonomy places the organism in Eukaryota, Metazoa, Chordata, Mammalia, Dermoptera, Cynocephalidae. Gene Ontology annotation, molecular function: acetylglucosaminyltransferase activity. The record is from RefSeq and is a predicted model, not a curated record.
GUUUCUUGGACAUCUUGUGAAUACAUCAGUAAAAAUACUUGGAGGUUUAGAAGACCAGAAGAUAUGGUGUUCACAUUUACUUCCAUGGAUACUAACCAGUCUUCACUUAGAUACAGAAUCACACUGUGGCAUGAAAUCUUCCCUUAAGCAGGAAAGACGCUAUUAAAGGAUUCUGUCCUCCUCCUGCUUCCCAGUGCCCAGUCUGUACUGGUCUCCCAUUCUGUGAAGAUGAUUAAGUGGAAGAGACUCUGCCAGAAGCAUUACCUGUGGGCUCUAGGCUGCUAUAUUCUGCUGGCCAUUGUUGCUCUGCGACUUUCUCUCAGAUUGAAAUGUGACUCUGAUCAUCUGGAUCUGGAGUCCAGGGAAUUUCAAAGCCUGCGCUGUAGGGGUAUCUUGUACAAGUCCCUGAAGCUGCCAGCAGAGAGGUCCAUCGACUGUCCAGGGAUCACGCGGGGGUACCAGGAAGCAGUGAGCCAGGCUCUGCUGAAUAAACUGGAGGUCAAAAAGAAGCGGGCACUUUUCACAGAUGCUGACUACCUCUAUAUGACUAGAAACUGUGAGGACUUUAAGGCCAAGAGGAAGUACAUACAGUUUCCACUGAGCAAAGAGGAGCUAGACUUCCCUAUUGCAUACUCUAUGGUGGUUCAUGAGAAAAUUGAAAACUUUGAAAGGCUGCUGCGAGCUGUGUAUACUCCUCAGAACAUAUACUGCAUCCACAUGGAUGAGAAGUCCCCAGAAACUUUCAAAGAGGCAGUCAGGGCGAUUACAUCUUGCUUUCCAAAUGUCUUCAUAGCCAGUAAGCUGGUUCGGGUGUUUUAUGCUUCCUGGUCCAGGGUGCAGGCUGACCUGAACUGCAUGGAAGACUUGCUCCAGAGCUCAGUGCCAUGGAAAUACUUCCUGAAUACAUGUGGGACAGACUUUCCUAUAAAGACCAAUGCUGAGAUGGUCCAGGCCCUCAAGAUGUUGAAUGGGAAGAACAGUAUGGAGUCAGAGAUACCCACUGAGUACAAAAAAGUCCGCUGGAAAUAUCACUAUGAGAUGACAGACCAAUUACACAUAACCAGCAAGAAGAAGGAUCCUCCCCCUAAUAAUUUAACUAUGUUUAUAGGGAAUGCCUAUAUUGUGGCUUCUCGAGACUUCAUUCAACAUGUCUUAAAGCACCCCAAAUCCCAACAACUGAUUGAAUGGGUAAAAGACACCUACAGCCCUGAUGAACACCUCUGGGCCACCCUUCAGCGUGCACCAUGGAUGCCUGGCUCUCUUCCCUACCACCGCAAGUAUGACAUCUCAGACAUGACUGCCAUUGCCAGGCUGGUCAAGUGGGAGGGACAUGAGGGAGAUGUCAGUGAGGGGGCACCUUAUGCACCUUGCUCUGGAACCCACCAGCGGUCUGUCUGUAUUUAUGGAGCUGGGGACCUGCACUGGAUACUUCAAAACCAUCACCUGCUGGCCAACAAGUUUGACCCAAAGGUGGAUGAUAAUGUUCUUCAGUGCUUAGAAGAGUACUUGCGUUAUAAGGCCAUCUAUGGGACUGAACUCUGAGACACACCGUGAGAGAAUUGCUACCUGUGGACAGGAGCAUGUGCAGACAUGCCCAGAACUUGCUGGGACUAUGUGGGGUGCGAGACUAGGGCUUUGGAAUCUGUGGCAUCCCCUAGGAUAAGGGGGCUGCUAUUGGAGUGUGGGUAACUACAUCCACUGCCCCGUGUGAAUGCUGACUGUUCUCUCACCCUUAUCCUCAACAGUUCCUCCACUGACUGCCACAGAGUGAGAGUGAGAACCACUUAUUUGGGAGAGUAAGGGAGAGACAUGGGGCAGGGGACCUUGGAUUUCAGUUGAAUGCCUGGUGUCAGUUUUCCACUGGAUGGAGGUGCUGUUCCUAAUGAUUCUAGGCUUGGUAGUGGGGAGGGGAGUUUGAUAGAAAGAGAGCCUUCCCUUUUGAACUGUUAACUUAAAAAUAAAUAGCUCCUGAUUCAAAGUCCUA